UAUCAAUGUUCUAACUGUGUUCCAAUUGGAAGCUGGAAAUCCAGUGGCUAAUUGCUAUGCUAGGUGACCAGGCUAACACUAAACUCGUGGAUUGGCUCCCACCUCAAGCUCUUUGAAAAUGYCUGAAAAUUAGCUCAUUUAAUUAACUCUACCACCUCUGAUAUCAAAAGCAUUCAAAUUUCUAAUCAGGAUUGUACUCGACGUUUCUAAUGCACAGCGGAAUAGACUUGUAGCCUGAUGCUAAUGCUAGCAUGCUGAACUGUUCUCACCUCAACUCCUCCAAAUAUACAUUUUGUCACUAUGACCUAGCAGCUCAUCUCUGUCUCAUGCGACCAUGUUUAUUUUCUCCAGAAGAGACUUGGCUUGUUCAUGCGAGGCGAUGCAAAWUCCUGUUGGAGUAGAAGGUGCUUCUUUCUCGGUCGGCACUUUUUCAUUCCAUGCUGUGUGUUAGACUCACUUCACUGCUGACUGGAGUUUGGGAGAGACGGUUCAGCUUAAACUCAACUGAGUGACUCKGUGAUUCCAAACAUCCUCAACCAUUUUAAACUUUUGGGUCAAAGGGAGUUAACCAAACACUUUAGAUUAACUUCUGUCAAGAAAAGACGUCCAACAUCCUGUCAGAGUUCUGCCAGCACCUUGCUCAAGAAACUGGAAGCACGUGGUUGAGGUGCAACUURAAGUCGCUGGGUGGCAUCUUCACCUUUGUGCAACCACAAAUGAAUAUGAGAUCCAGACCAACAAUGUCUUUGAGUAAACUUCGGAGCGGAGCUGUAAAUUUCUUUUCACCACACCUCUGUCUCUCCGGGGUUAUUACAGUUAACUAAAUGAACAAAACAUCGAAAACUGACAUUAAGGAAACAUUGUUGUUAACUUAAAUAAAUAAAAAUGGUAAUUAUAAUGGAGAACCUCACUAGAUUAUAUCAUCCAUUUAUAAAACUAACUAAAACAUACUGAAAUUCUAGAAAUAAUACACUUCAUUCUUGUGUUUAUCAAUCUAUUUUUUUUCCCCAUGCAAGCAUCCUAUGUCAGCUGUCGACAAAUGACGGCUCUCCGGACUUUUAUGCUAGUCUGUAAAACGGCGACGGCAAAAGAAAAGUUGGGAUAAAACACCAGUCAGAUGGUUGUUCGAYAAGAAUUGAAUCCAUUUUUUGAUAAUCUUGUCUUUUGUUCAGCAUUCAUUAUCCAAUCGCUAUAAACAUAUCACAAUACAAUAMUUUGACCCUUUUGAAUUCUCCACCUAAAACGUAACCUCCAAACUAAACUGAAACUAAGCAACGUUUAGCUAAUAACAACUAGCAAACGCUGUAAAAUCUCAUUGAAGCUAACUGAAUUAGACAAACAAAAAGUCACAAUGAAAUAAAACUCAACUAUAAUGAAAAAUCCAAAACCAUUACAUCUCUCUCYCUCUCUUUCUCUCUCUGUCUAUCUUGUAAUUUCACAAGCUGUGUUUCCCACCCCACCUUGUCUCCACCUGCCAGCCCAUCCCACAGAGCAAACUGAACUGUGACGCAGUUAGUGCUGUGGCUGAGUGAAAACGUCUUGAUCAAACACAGUGAAGAAAGAUUGUUACAUCCUUCASGACUGAUGUGAAUCUAACAGUCAAACAAACCAGUAGCUACAGUUGCAUCAUGUGUCAUUUUCCCCUCCUUCUCUUCAUGCAGGGUGCAAUAUUCCUCUUUUUYGCCGGCAGAACGGAGGAGAUUAAAGGAAACAUCGAUGAGGCGGUGGCGCUGUUCGAAGACGGCUGUAAGGCCCAGCAGACGUGGAAGCAGUUCCACCACAUGUGCUACUGGGAGUUGAUGUGGUGCUUCACCUUCAAGCGCGCCUGGAAGAUGGCCUACUUCUACGCAGACCUGCUGAGCCAGGAGAGCCGCUGGUCCAAGGCCAUGUAUGUGUACAUGAAAGCUGCUUACCUCAGCAUGCUGCCGGAGGAAGAGGCGCGGCCUUUUGGAGAGAACGAGRUGGAGCUCUUCAGACAAGUAUCAACCCUCAAGCAGAAGAUAGCAGGAAAGUCUCCUCCGACUGAAAAGUUUGCGAUCCGUAAAGCCCGACGCUACAAGUCUUCCAACCCGGUCAGGCUGCCGGCGCCGGUUCUGGAGAUGAUGUACAUGUGGAAYGGCUUCAGCAUGAUCAGCAAGCGGCCAGAGCUGACCGAAGGGAUGAUGCAGACUCUGGUGGAGGCAGAGCGCACUCUGCUGGAAUCUACCGAGCACGACUACCUGAUGGACGACCGCUGCUUGAUCCACAUGCUGAAGGGUUUGUGCUUUAAGAACCAGGGGAUCCUGCAGGCUGCUGAGGAAUGCUUCACCAAGGUCUGCUCCAGUGAAAAGAAGAUUAAGUUUGACCACUACCUGGUGCCCAACGCUCUGGUGGAGCUCAGUCUGCUUUACAUCGACCAAGGCAGGAGAGACGCGGCUAUCAAGAUACUCCAUAAAGCCAAGCACAACUACAAGGACUACUCCAUGGAGUCCAGGACCCUGUUCAGGAUCCACGCUGCUCUGGCCAAACUCAAGGCGGACCCUGAGGAGGAAGACAGCCAGAUGUGACGGAAAUGACCAGACUGCUCGUCACGGACCGUUCUAACCCGUAGUUUAUUUACAGCAAACUCGACUUUUAAAUUCAGCAGACAUUCGGGUUCCACUCACGAAGGUGUUUUUUUUUUUGUGCCGUCACUGUGAUUUAAAGAGGAGCGCUGCUCAGACUGACAGCAGCAAAGAUGGGAUUUUCACUACCUGCCACAGGCGAACACACACCUGAGUGUACAUAUGCAAGUUAUUUUAUUUAACGCAGGAGAUUUUACGGUUUAUAAUGACAAUGAAUCUUCACUAAUUGAACUUAUUUUAGAAGAGUCAAACACAUUGUAAGAUUUAUUCAAACAUAUAGUUGUGCUGUGUUCCUUCCUGAAGAGAAGGGAAGAAUCAGUGGGGAACAUCCGCUUCUGUAAGCUGUAGUAGGUACCAUUAAAGUGACGACGUGUCAUUUUUAAUAGUG
This is a messenger RNA of Poecilia reticulata (guppy), 2991 nucleotides long. NCBI's taxonomy places the organism in Eukaryota, Metazoa, Chordata, Actinopteri, Cyprinodontiformes, Poeciliidae. The record is from RefSeq and is a predicted model, not a curated record.